AUGUCGUCGGUUUCGCGUAGACUGUGUACUCUGGUUUGGUGUUUGCUCGUGCUGGGCGUAUUAGCUCGGGUUCCGGUGACGGGCGCGCUUCAGUUUUUCCUGAAAAGUGGCCAAAAGAAGUGUUUCAGCGAGGACGUGACCGCGGGGACCCGCGUUCUAGGCGAGUACCUCGUCACUGCCGGCCCAGGUAAACUUGAUGUCGAGCUGGUGGUCACUGGACCUGACGGUAAGGUAAUCUUUCAAAAAGACAACAUCGAUCAGGGAAAGUUCACGUUCGAGAGUCCAGCGGGACCGCAGCGCGGUCAGCACCCGCACGGUAACGUUGGAGAGGCGGACAAAGAGCACCAAGAGUUCGACGAAAACUACGGAGACGUAUGGCCUACCUACAACUACCAGUUUUGCCUUUCGGGAAAAAACGGUGACGGGCCCGAGACGAAACGCAAAAUUACGCUCCACGUCAGUACGGGAGCCGCGGCGAAGGACUACUCAACAGUAGCCAAGGUAGAGCACCUUGAUAACCUGGAAAUCGCCCUGCGGCGCAUGGAAGAUGAAGUGAAGUCCAUUCUGGAAGAACUGGAGCAUAUGCGGGCUCGUGAAGAGGCUAUGCGCUCAAUCAACGAGUCGGUGUCGCGGCGCGUGCUCUGGUACAGCAUCAUCUCUUGCUUGGUUAUGAUCGGAGCAGGUAUCUGGCAGGCACGCUACCUCAACGCUUUCUUCAGGGCAAAGAAACUGAUUUAA
This is a messenger RNA of Cyanidioschyzon merolae strain 10D, 738 nucleotides long. RefSeq names its product similar to Transmembrane protein Tmp21 precursor. Gene Ontology annotation, cellular component: COPII-coated ER to Golgi transport vesicle; Golgi apparatus; endoplasmic reticulum-Golgi intermediate compartment. The record is from RefSeq and is a predicted model, not a curated record. The transcript has a single exon. Bases 1 to 738 code for a protein of 245 amino acids. NCBI's taxonomy places the organism in Eukaryota, Rhodophyta, Bangiophyceae, Cyanidiales, Cyanidiaceae. Gene Ontology annotation, biological process: Golgi organization; endoplasmic reticulum to Golgi vesicle-mediated transport; intracellular protein transport.